This is a messenger RNA of Oryzias latipes (Japanese medaka), 2703 nucleotides long. RefSeq names its product chondroitin sulfate N-acetylgalactosaminyltransferase 2 (gene csgalnact2). NCBI's taxonomy places the organism in Eukaryota, Metazoa, Chordata, Actinopteri, Beloniformes, Adrianichthyidae. Gene Ontology annotation, cellular component: Golgi cisterna membrane. Gene Ontology annotation, molecular function: glucuronosyl-N-acetylgalactosaminyl-proteoglycan 4-beta-N-acetylgalactosaminyltransferase activity. The record is from RefSeq and is a predicted model, not a curated record.
UCCGACCAGCUUCUUUCUGUGCUCCGUGGCAUUUUGUAGCGGGACAGGCAGCAGCUGCUUCCCCAGCAAACACGCGGCUUUAAGGCGAGGAAGAGAUGAAAGAUAAAACAACCAAUCAGGAGCACUGAUUUCAGACCUGCUUCCUUUGUCUGAUUGGCUGUUUCGUCUGCGUCCUGGAUUCUCACAGGAGCCCCCCAUGGAAGGACAGAUGAUCUUCAGCUGAAGAUGACCUCCAUGCAUUUGCAUGUCUCUCCUGGAGGCGCCUUGGGAGGAUGUGAGCGGAGGACACGGGGAUGAAGUCCUGGCCGCUCUAGUCUGAUGAGGACGCCAUGGCCCGGCGCGGGUUGCCGUUUCAGGGCCGGGUCCGCUGGCUCUUGUUGGGCCUCCUGCUGUUGCUGGUGCUGCUGCUGUUUGCCUACAUGCUGGAGUGCACGCCGCCUGCAGACGUGAGCCUGGUUCUGCCCGGCCCGGACGGAGGGAACUAUGGGAAGGAGUACUACCAGGCUCUGUUGCAGGAGCAGGAGGAGCGCCACCUGAGCCGGGCCUCCAGCCUCAAACGGCAGAUCGCUCAGCUGAAGCAGGAGCUUCAGGAGAUGAGCGACAAAUUAAAACUUCUGCAGGACAAGAAGGAGCCCCCGGGAGUUCAGGCCCUCGGAGAGAAUAAGGACCAGGAGCCGGGGGACCUGCUGGAGUACCUGCACUCCCAGAUCGACAAGGCGGAGGUCAACGUGGGGGCGCGUCUGCCCAGCGAGUACGCUCUGGUGCCCUUCGAGAGCUUCAGCUCCUCCAAGGUGUACCAGCUGGAGAUGGGGCUGACGCGGCACCCAGAGGAGAAGCCGGUCCGCAAGGAUCGGCGGGACGAGCUGGUGGAGGUCAUCGAGGCCGCGCUGGACAUCAUCAACAACCCCGACGAAGAGGACGGGGUGGAAGACGACGCCCCCAUGCAGAGGCAGACCUACACAGACGCUCACUUCACUGAAGGACUCUACAGAACGGAGCGAGACAAAGGGACGCUUUACGAACUCUUCUUCGCCAAAGAGGACUCCAGCAGCUUCCGGCACGUGACCCUCUUCAGGCCGUUCGGCCCGAUCAUGAAGGUCAGGAGCACGUCUGUGGAGACGUCGGGAGUCAUCAUCAACAUCAUCGUGCCGCUGGCGGGCAGAGUCGACACGUUCUCUCAGUUCCUACAUAACUUCAGGGAGGUGUGUGUGCAGCAGGACAGGCGGGUACAUCUCACCGUGGUGUACUUUGGGCAGGAAGGCCUCCAGGACGUCACGUCAUCUUUGGAGAAAAUGUCCAGAGAGGAGAGCUUCUCCAAUUACACGCUGGUCCCGCUGGAAGAGGAGUUCUCCAGAGGCCGAGGUCUGGACGUCGGCGCUCACGCUUGGACGGGCGGCGACGUGUUGAUGUUCUUCUGCGACGUGGACAUUCACUUCACGCUGGAGUUCCUCAGCAGCUGCCGCCUCCACACAGCUCCCAACAAGAAGGUCUUCUACCCCGUGGUGUUCAGUCUGUACAACCCGGCCAUCGUCUAUGGGAAUCUGGAGCUGGCGCCGUCUGUUGACCAGCAGCUGAUCCAUAAGAAAGAUGCCGGGUUCUGGAGAGACUUUGGGUUUGGGAUGACCUGUCAGUAUCGCUCAGAUUUUUUAAACAUUGGUGGCUUUGACCUGGAAGUGAAAGGCUGGGGCGUGGAAGAUGUCCACCUGUACAGGAAGUACCUGCGGAGCGACCUGAUCGUGGUCCGGACCCCGGUGUCGGGGCUGUUUCACCUCUGGCACGAGAAGCGGUGCGCGGACGAGCUGACGCCGGAGCAGUACCGCAUGUGCAUCCAGUCCAAAGCCAUGAACGAGGCCUCCCACUCCCACCUGGGAAUGCUGGUUUUCCGGGAGGAGAUCGAAGCUCAUCUCCGCAAACAGGCCUUCAAGACUCAGAGCAAAGCGGAGAACUGAGACCAGAACCCCAAAGUUCUGCAGCGUCCAGCCACCACGGACCCUCCACGCUUGGAGCAAAGCUGUAGACGAAUGAAUGUAUGACCUUCAUCACAGCAAUGUGAACGUCCACCACGGAGCACCAGUGUCACGUGACCCCCCCCCCAGAAACUCUGCAGAACCACAGUAUUGUAGAACUGGAUCAGCAUGCAGACUGAGGAACCAUCCUGCUUCGCAUGUCGUAUUUAUUCCGAGACCAGAGGCGUCUUCCUCUGAAGGAACGUGGACGCCGCCGUCCUUCAAAGUACAAUCCUGAGGACGUCAGGGGCUUCUGUCCACCAGGUAGUACUUCUAUUAUUUAUAGAUCUCACUAACAGAUGGCUGUAAAGGGACCCUGUAGUAUUUUGAAAUGUUCUCUCUGUAUCUUUAUCGACACAUCUGACUGACUUGAAAGCAGGAACUAGGGUCGUUUUAGAGCCUGCAGAUCAGCUCGCCGUUGAGCCCGGAGUUCUCCGAAUGUUCCCGCCUGUAAAUACGUCCCGACACGACGUCUGGCUUUUCUCCUGCGUUGAGCUUUAGUUCGGAUGUGCCUCAGAUGUUAAGUGUCUCCGUGAGUCGCUCUAUCUUCCACGCGGUUCAACCAUCAGCAGCGCAGCCGCCGUCGUUUUUCUGUCUCCAACUCCCGGUUUUCAGGAGAACCGCGUCGUCCGCUCAGCAAAGCAAAGACUUCAGCAAUGUAAUGAUUUAUUGUCAAAUAAAAGUGUAAUUGGUGCCU